AUGAGUGGAGGUUACUAUUCUUCUUCUAAUUCCCAGCAUGAUCAUCAUCAUCACCCUACCUUCCCUCUGCACUUAUGUUUCUUCCUUCUUGUAUUGCUCACGUUUGUUGGGUUUUCAUGGUACAUUAACUACGAGUCUAUGCUGGAGGGCAUGUUUGAUCGGGUGAAACUGGUGCUCAUGGUGUCUCCCUUGCUGUUGUUACUAGUGGUGCACUGGCUUUCCAACAAUGACCGGAGGCGGGUGCCCUCUCUCAUACCCUUACCUGAAAAAGACUCCCUUCAUAGGGCUGGAGGAACUCCAUGGGGAGUUGGAUUUCUGCUUGUUUUCCUGUUUUUUAUGAUUUCUUACCAGUCUUACUUUCAAGAACGUUGGUUUCCUCUUCUUAGCAGAUAG
Messenger RNA from Prunus armeniaca (apricot), 393 nucleotides. NCBI's taxonomy places the organism in Eukaryota, Viridiplantae, Streptophyta, Magnoliopsida, Rosales, Rosaceae. The record is from the annotation of a GenBank genome assembly.